This is a messenger RNA of Aspergillus terreus NIH2624, 1062 nucleotides long. RefSeq names its product zinc-binding alcohol dehydrogenase family protein. Gene Ontology annotation, molecular function: oxidoreductase activity, acting on NAD(P)H. NCBI's taxonomy places the organism in Eukaryota, Fungi, Ascomycota, Eurotiomycetes, Eurotiales, Aspergillaceae. Bases 1 to 1062 code for a protein of 353 amino acids. The record is from RefSeq and is a predicted model, not a curated record. The transcript is spliced from 3 exons.
AUGAAAGAGGUCAUCAAUUUGGCAGGGCCGACCGUGACGUUCGUGGACAGCCCAAUCCCUGAGCCAAAUGAUGACCAGGUGCUCAUCAAAGUAGUCGUAUCUGGGUCCGAUCCAAAGGACUGGAAGGUUCCGGACCUUGCAGCUUCUGGGGACACAAUUCCCGGCAUGACGCCUGAGAUCAGAAAAGGAGUGAACCAGGGGGACGAUAUUGCUGGAAUCAUUGAAAAGGUCGGGUGCAAUGUGGUUGAAUUCAAACCGGGCGAUCGCGUUGCAGCCUUUCAUGGAAGGUGUCCUGGUGGCUCGUAUGCUGAGUACGCUGUUGCAUGGAGUCACACAACGUUCCACUUGCCAGCGCACACAUCAUUCGAAGAAGCCGCAACAAUCCCACUUGCUGCCUUGACCGCUGCUGUUUCCUUGUAUGCGCACCACCGCUUCCCACCUCCAUGGGCGCCGGCAAUGGAACCGAUCCCAUUCAUCGUCUAUGGCGCGAGCACGGCUGUCGGUUCUUUUGCUAUAAAACUGGCAUGCAACAGUAACAUACACCCUAUUAUUGCUAUUGCGGGACAAGGCUCGCAUUAUGUCCAAAGCUUACUGGAUCGAAGCAAAGGAGAUAUCGUGAUUGACCAUCGUGAAGGUGUGGAGACAAUGGCCCAGAAGAUCAGAGGCGGUCUUAAACAAGGAGGCCACUCUAAUGCGCAGCAUGCACUUGAUGCUGUUAUCAUUCGCCAAAGCGCAGAUAUUUUGAGGCAAUUUAUCGCUCCAGGUGGGAAGAUUGAUUUCUUACUUCCUAACGACCUUGACGUCUCUCCAGCGAAGAAAUUUAUUACUAUAGUAGGGUCGGUACAAAAGCAUCCUGAAUUUGAGAACAAUGAGGAGCUUGGCUUUAUUUUUUCCAGGUAUUUUACGAGAGCGUUGAGUAUGGGCAGUUUCUCGGGCCAUCCUUUCCAGGUCAGACCACGGGGCCUUGAGGGGGUCGAAGAGGCGCUAAGGGACUUGAAGGCCGGAAAAGCAAGCGCGACCAAGUAUAUUUUCCGAAUCGCGGACACAGCAGGGAUUGCAUAG